Sesamum indicum (sesame) is the source of this 2323-nucleotide messenger RNA. It is a transcript of the gene TCP8, whose product is annotated as TCP family transcription factor. Gene Ontology annotation, cellular component: nucleus. Gene Ontology annotation, molecular function: sequence-specific DNA binding; DNA-binding transcription factor activity. Lineage: Eukaryota; Viridiplantae; Streptophyta; Magnoliopsida; Lamiales; Pedaliaceae. The record is from RefSeq and is a predicted model, not a curated record.
AGAGAGAGAUACAAAGACAAGAGUCAAUUAGAGGAUGUAAAAGUACCCCACAAAAAAAACUCUCAAACUCUUAGUUUAGGUCCCUGCAAGAUUUUCAAGCCCUCUCUCUCUCUUGAUUUUCUUGGGUUCUAGAGAGAGAAAAGAGAAGAGGAAAUGGGGUUGGGGUUGAUGAAUGAUGAGAAGAGCAAAAAGGAAACAAGAAAAUAUCAUCAAACCCUUUGAGGUGAGGUGAGGUGAGGUGAAGUGAAGUUGAACCCACCAACAAAAUUCUUUUCUUGAUUACCCCACAUGGAACUCACUGAUUCUUCUUCACAUACCAAUAAACAACAAUCCUCCUCCACCACCUCCUCCUCCUCUUCCACCAUUCCCGCCACCACCACCUCCUCCUCCUCUCAGCCUUAUCAUCUUACUCCUCCCCACCUCCUCCACCGUCUCCAUGGCCGAUCCCCCCCAUUCAUCUCCCCCCUCCAUACACCAUCUCUUCCUCCUCCCACUGCUUCUUCACCACCCUCCGCUUCUCAACAGCUCGUCGACGCCUCCCUGGCCAUCGCCACCAGAUCGGAAACCCUAAUUGACCACCCCACCACCUCCAAGAGACCGCCCCAACAAGUACAAGCUGCGCCUCAGGGAGAACAGCAGCAACAACCCCAACAGCCGCCCAAAAGAUCCACCAAGGACCGCCACACCAAAGUCGACGGCCGCGGCCGGCGCAUCCGCAUGCCGGCCGCUUGUGCGGCUAGGGUUUUUCAGCUGACCCGAGAAUUAGGCCAUAAGUCCGACGGAGAAACAAUUGAGUGGCUGUUACAGCAAGCCGAGCCGGCCAUCAUCGCCGCCACGGGUACCGGCACGAUUCCGGCGAAUUUCUCCACCCUUAACAUCUCUCUCAGAAGCAGCGGUUCCAGUCUCUCGGCUCCGCCGUCAAAAUCCGCGCCGCAUUCAUUCCAUAGCGCGCUGGGGUUAGCCCACCAUCCUUACGAGGAGAAUUUCUCACAUAUGUUAGGGUUUCACCACCACCAACAGCAGCAGCAGCCGCCGCCUCAUCUUUUACAAGCCGCUCAGAUUACUGACACCUUAGCGGCGGGAGGAAGCAGCGGCGGACAGGAGGAGACGGAGAACUACUUGCGGAAGAGAUAUAGAGAAGACUUGUUCAAAGAAGAAGGCGCCAACAAUUCUCAAGCCGAAGGCCCCAGCAGCUCGCCUUCAAACAAGCAAUUCAAGUCCCAAAACAGCUUGCAAAAUUUGCAGAAACCCCAAGACUCGGCGGGCCAAUCUCCGGGAAGCCUAAUGAGGCACGCGAACAUGAUGCCAGCCGCCGCCAUGUGGGCCGUGACGCCGGCACCCACCAGUGGUGCCAGCGGCAGCACAUUCUGGAUGCUCCCCAUGACCGCAGCGGCCGGCGGCGGCAACAGCGCUCAAACACUAGCAGCAGCCUCGUCUACGGGCCCAUCGGAGGCAGCCCAGAUGUGGCCUUUCGCCACCGCGCACGGCGUCGGAAACACCCUGCAGGCACCGCUGCAUUUCAUGCCGAGAUUUAACUAUCCAGGGAAUCUUGAAUUUCAAGGCGGAAGAGCCAACCCACUGCAGUUAGGAUCAAUUCUGAUGCAGCAGCAACAGCAACCGCAGCAGCCCUCUCAGCAUCUGGGAUUAGGAGUUAAUCCGGCGGAGUCGAACCUGGGAAUGCUGGCAGCCAUUAACGCAUAUUCAAGAACUGGUCUGAGCAUGAACUCAGAAAACGUUGAGCAGCAGCACCAGCCUCAAGCUACAGACAGCGACGAUGAUGGCGGCCAAAACAGUUCUCAGUAAUACAUACGAUGAUCGAUACACACACAUAUAUAUCCGAGGUCAGACAUUAUCAUGAUUAAUCAUCCCAAGAAUCUCAUUAAUUCCAAUGAAAAUUCAAAUUAUUUGGAUUAAUUAAUAUAUAAGUGGGCAAAGAGAGCAUCAUCAGAACCCAUUGAAGAUUGCAGCUGCAUCAGAUUUGAAGACGGUGAAUUUCUGAAGGAAGGAAGACAAUGGAUGGAUUUCAAGAGGGGAAGAAGACAGAGGUAUUCAUCAGUUUCAGAUUUUGGAAUUUUCUAUUGUGAUGAUUUCUUGUUAGUAAUAUUGUAUUAUUAUUAUUAUUAUUUUUUUCUUUUUCUUUUUGGUUGUGGGGUGGAAUCUUAAAUAUUUGUGUAGAUUGAUGUGAAGAAUUUGAAAUUGUAAUUUGGUAGUUUGGUCCGAAGGGACAUGACAUGAUGAUGAUGAUGAGUGAGAGAGAUUUGUAUAGGAGGGGGGAAUUAAUGCUUUGUGUUACUACUUAUUACAAUCAACCCUUGUUUUUUUA